GAACCAGCUCAUAUAGCUAGUUCUCAAUGUUCUUGUCGGCCGGCCGGAACUUUGUUCGCAAUAUUAGCAGUUAUCGCUAUCUGACUACAACGUGCGCUAGAAUGGCGAGCGAAGUGGACAAAGCACAAACUGCCACCAAAGGUGAAGAUACAAUUUUUGGCAAGAUUUUGCGCAAGGAAAUUCCAUGCAAGUUCAUUUACGAAGAUGAGAAGUGUGUGGCCUUCAAUGAUGUCAAUCCACAGGCUCCAACGCAUUUUCUAGUGAUACCACGUCAGCCAUUGGCGCAAUUAAGUCUGGCUGAAGAUGGCGAUGCCGAGCUACUGGGUCAUCUUCUCGUCGUUGGCAAGAAAGUGGCCAAAGAUUUGGGCCUGGAGAAGGGUUAUCGUGUGGUUAUAAAUAAUGGCCAAGAUGGCGCUCAAUCUGUUUACCAUUUGCAUUUGCAUUUCCUUGGUGGUCGUCAAAUGCAAUGGCCACCGGGCUAAUUUAAACCAAAUUCGUUUGAAGAGGAAAUAUAUAAAGAAGUGUA
This is a messenger RNA of Drosophila willistoni, 526 nucleotides long. It is a transcript of the gene HINT1, whose product is annotated as adenosine 5'-monophosphoramidase HINT1. The record is from RefSeq and is a predicted model, not a curated record. Gene Ontology annotation, biological process: purine ribonucleotide catabolic process. Gene Ontology annotation, molecular function: hydrolase activity. NCBI's taxonomy places the organism in Eukaryota, Metazoa, Arthropoda, Insecta, Diptera, Drosophilidae. Gene Ontology annotation, cellular component: cytoplasm; nucleus. The transcript is spliced from 3 exons. Bases 27 to 482 code for a protein of 151 amino acids.